Cucumis sativus (cucumber) is the source of this 1322-nucleotide messenger RNA. Its product is annotated as protein CANDIDATE G-PROTEIN COUPLED RECEPTOR 2. The transcript has 6 exons. Gene Ontology annotation, molecular function: G protein-coupled receptor activity. Gene Ontology annotation, cellular component: plasma membrane. Lineage: Eukaryota; Viridiplantae; Streptophyta; Magnoliopsida; Cucurbitales; Cucurbitaceae. The coding region runs from base 130 to 1050 and encodes 306 amino acids. Gene Ontology annotation, biological process: G protein-coupled receptor signaling pathway. The record is from RefSeq and is a predicted model, not a curated record.
AACUUUCCGUGGGCGUGUGGUAUAUAUAAACCCCACAAAAAGGCGCUACUCUCAACAAUCGAUUUCGCUGGCGGAAAGAAUUUUCCAAUUCAUUUCUUCAUUUUCAAAUAUUGAAUCGACGAUCUUCUUAUGGAAAUUGAGAGAGAUCAAGGUUCAGAACCCUUGCUCCCGAUUCCUGUUUCCACCAGCUCGAAUUCAACCCUAGACCAUGGGGAUUCUACUUCAAGUUCCUACAGCUGGCUUUUCCAGUGCCAUGGAUUUUGGUACAAACUGUUUCUGAUUCUUCCUAGUCUUCUUUUCGUUCUCUACUUGGCAUUUCGAGCCAAAAAGAGUUUGUCCAAGCUCUCCAAUGGUCGUUCUUAUAUCAUUGUUGCGUAUUAUGGGACUCUUUGGAUUGUCACCUUGCUUAACUUCGCUUGGUGCUUGUUUCAGGGGUGGGAGUGCACCUCUGGAAAAGAAUUAGCAUGGAAUGUCCUGUCCUUAGCCACGACAUCUGGAAUGCUAUUCUUGGAAGUGAGUUUGUUGGCGUUUUUAUUUCAAGGAAAUCAUGUGGGCAGUGUAGAAGCACUUGCACGAACUUUCAUCGUGUCAGGAAUUUUUGUUGGCCUGGACUUGGUUUUGAAGGCAAUUUAUUUGUUUGGGUUUGGAGUUCCAUUAUUCAUAUUAAGUGACGACAGUACACAUCGAACAAAGUGGAACUUGUGGGUAGUCCACCGUCUGUUGAUUACUGCAGCUUAUGGUUUUAUAUUGUUCAUGUACCAUUCAAGCCAUAGAGAGAAAUUACCAGCAAGACCUGCUUUCUACAGAUACGUAGUUAUCAUGUCCUCUUUGAACGCAUUGGCACUGUUUGCUUGUGGGCUCGCUGGAAGUGGAGCUGGUUUUGGUUAUUGGUUGUAUGGUGCCACUCUCAUCUGUUAUCAUGCCUUCUAUCUUCCCCUUCUAUACGAAAAUUUUCUUGCCGACUUCUUCCAGGAGGACGAUUUGCAUUUGGAGAAUGUAUACUAUUCGGAGAUGAAGGACGCUGGUUUCUUUGACACCGAUUGGGAGUGAGGAUGGCGAUUCCGAGGUUCGCUACUUAUGUAAAUUUACUCGAAUAUAUGUUCAUGGUAAUGUCUAGUGAUGAAGCUAAUCUUCAAUGUUCUUUGAAAUCCUGCCUCUUUCUUUACAAAGAUGUGUGUUUGUGGUUUAUCAAAGAAUUCUUUUAUGCUCAAUCUGUAAAUAAACUAAUGUUUGGUAGGAAAAGAAGUAAACAAGUGGAAUUGGAAUCUCAUUAUUUACGUUAAAUUUCCAAUUUGGUUUAUACGAAAUCCUAUAGUUUUCUA